AGCCUGGCUCACGGACUCUCCUCGGGGGGCUGGCCAGCAGGCCACCCGGCGGGCGCGAUGCCGCUGCUGGCCUCGCCGCUGCAGCAGCUGCAGCACGCCGGGCACUUGCUGGCCCCACCCCACCGCGGCGCCGCGCCGGCCGCCUGGCGCCGCGCCUCGGCGGCAAGCUUGCCCAUGCGCGCGCCACGCAGCGCAGUCGCCGCCGGCCUCCGGGCCGCGCGCUGCGACGCGGGCUGCGGGCGCCUCGCCGCGACCGCCGCGGCCAGCGGCGGCGCCGCCGCUGCCGCGCUGGCCCGGGGCCACGCCAGCAGCGCCCGCAGGGCUGCCGCCGCAGCCGCGGCCGCCGCGCCGGCGCAGGCGGGGGGCGCGUUCACCGAGGAGCGGGAGCCUCUCGUGGCCUGGCUCGAGGAGGCGACGCGGCGUGUGGAUCUCGUGAGGGAGGCCUGGGAGGGGCUGCCGGUAGACGACCAGGGCAUCGCCUCGAGCCUGAUGGCUCAGGACGGGGAGCUGCGCGCCUCCCUGCAGCAGUGCCCGCUGGGCGACCCAGCGGACUCGACCACGAUCCCUCGGCACCUCUGUUCCGACCCGCUCGUCCGCGCCCACGGCGAAGCUACCAGGGCCAUCUUGCAGGCCGAGUUGGCUCGGUCGGAGUGGGAGAUCCGGCUCGCGGAAGCCAGUGGCGGCGCCGAUCCCAGCUCCAUCGCGGCUGUGAGAAUCAACAUGGCCAUGCUGCGUAUGCGGCUCUUCGACCUCGAUGCGGCCAUCGAGGACUUACAUCGCGCCUUCGACCUCGAUGCUACUGACUCACGCCUCGGACUCCUACUACGCUACAGCGCGCAGCUGCGGGCCCCGCGAGAGCCCGACCUGUUAGAGGGCGCGGACCUGUCAGCCGGCGGCGCCAGCGACGCGCUGCUCAAGAAGGUCAGGCUUGCAUUCCUCAACGCCGGCUACGUCCAGGGCACUGUGCUCCGUGCCGCGAAGGCGACCUCUAUGUCCGAGUUCAUCUUCGUGGAGGGCAACGCUGACAGGCUCGAGCAGAGCCUGCUCGAGAGCUGCGAGGAGCCCAACCCCAUGAACCCCGAGCCGCAGGACGGUCUGCCGCGGAUCCCCGGCGAGCUGGUGGACCUCAUCCGCAUCUUCUUGCUGCACCGCGUGCUGCCCCUGGCGCGGCUGUCCCAGCUGCUCGGCCCCGAGUGCCUGCAGCUCCUGCUGACCCUGCGCGCCGUCACGGCCGUGGAGGGCGAUGCCUGCCGGAUGAUCUCUCCCGCAGAGGCUGCCGCGGCAGUCGCCGCGGACCCGACGGGCUGCAACGCCUUCUUCGCGUUUGCCAACGUCGCCGUGUGGCCCAUCGAGGAGGACCUCCUGCUUUGCGCCGAUUUCGAGCAAACGUAUUCCGCUGAGGACAUGGAGCCCGUGAUGUACAUCUCCGAGGAUUCCUGGGCGCUGGUGCACGGGGCGCCCAGGGCGAAGGCCUCCUCGGUGCUGGACGUGUGCUGCGGCAGCGGCAUCCAGGGCAUCGUGGCGCUGCGGACGUAUGCAGACCGAGCCGCCUUCGUGGACCUCAACCCGAGGGCACUGCGGUUCACCCGGUUCAACCUGGCGCUGAACGGGUUUGCGGCGAGGUGCUUGGGGCUCUACAGCGGCCACCUGGAGGAGGCCCUGCCGGCAGAGGUGCUCGAGCGAGGAUUCGACGCCCUCGUGGCUAACCCCCCGUUCGUGCCGAACCCGCAUGGGAUCGCCUCGGGGGCGGGGGCCAUGUUCGGCAACGGCGGCGACUCUGGCGAGGACGUGCUGGCAGCUGUGGUGAGACUCGGCUCUCGGGUGGUCCGCCCGGGUGGCACCGUCUCGGCGGUGGCCAUGACCCCGAACGCCGAGGGCCUGCCGGGGCGCAUCACACGCUGGUAUGCGUCCGCGGCUGGCGAGGGCGCAAGCUUCGAGGCCAACGUCUUCUGCGGCGCGCCGACCCCUGCGGACCGGUACCAGCCCACCAGCACGCAGGCCGAGACCGCCCGCUACCAGGCUUCGCUCAGGAACAUGGGCGUGACCAGCAUGUCCGAGACCGUCACGGUGCUCCGCGUGGGCGGCACCCAGGGCCCGGUAGCCUGCGUGGCCGGCGAGCCAAGGCCAGACCUCUGGGGAGACGCCGGCUUUUUGCGAACAGUGGUGCAGAACUCCUUGGCCACUCCGGCUCAACAGCACGCGUCGCCGCCGCCAGGUCAGCAGCGGCAGCGGUCGCCUGCCUCGGCCGCCCCGCUGCCCGACCUCGAGCCGCCGGCCACGCCGCGGCAGGCCGCGGCGCCGGCGGCGGGCGCCGGCGGCGGGCUCGAGGAGGAGCUGCCCGACGAGCUGCCCGUCCGGGAGGGCGCGCUGCCCGGCUUCCAGGACGGCUUCUUCCCGGGGCACUUCCGCGCCCCCGGCCCCGGCUGGGAGGCGAGGGCGCGGCUGCUGGAGGGGAUCCGCAGGCUGAGAGCCCGGAAGGACCAGGCCGCCGAGCGGGCGCGGCGGGCGCAGGCCGCGUGA
Messenger RNA from Prorocentrum cordatum, 2520 nucleotides. NCBI's taxonomy places the organism in Eukaryota, Dinophyceae, Prorocentrales, Prorocentraceae. The record is from the annotation of a GenBank genome assembly.